GGGCUCUUGCGCGGAUGCAUGGACCGUGCUUCAUGGAGGUGUACACACUGCUGGUGCUUCUACUGGUACAAGCACAUGCGGCUGGCUUCGACAACUUGCGCGGUGAGAGACGGCUGCAGGACACAAUGGACAAUGCGUCCAUGCAGCCGGUUUGCACGCCGAAGCCAGCGGUGAGCUUUGUGGAUCAGAAGCCAAUGUGCCAGCCAUGCGCAAGUAUCACCAUUAAUGAUCAAGUGAAAAGGUGCAUGUUCAAUACGUCCCUAUGCGAUGCAGUGGGGCCUGGAGAGACCUGCAUGAUUGACUGUGCAGCACCCUUUGUACGCGUGGGCAACUGGACCACUGGGCAAUGCCCCAAAGGCAACAGCAUUCCGGACAGAAUGGUGAUGUGGAGUGAGCCAACUUGCAUUUGUCCAGAGCCGGAUGCACAGCAGGGCUAUGCUCAGGACAGCAGCGGCCGGUGGCAUUGCACUCAGGGCUUUGCUGGAGUACCUGAAGUUGUUUGCGAACCCCUGCCAGGCUGUGCCGGGGUGCAGACCUUCUUGAGAGGCUGCGACAAAUUGGUCCCGUGUGCGAUGCCUUCUGUGGACAACUGCAGGUUUGACGUGUCGCGUUGCACGCAAGUCCCGCCUGGGGGAUCAUGUGAGAUCCAUUGCCAAACGCCUUUGACGGGGAAUCACACCGUGGCGGUUUGCAAGGAUCUCAACACCGAUCCACUGCAGGAGCUGGACUACUUUCCUUUGACUUGUUUACUGGAGAGCUGCCCAGAUCCUUCACCUUGGCCGAUUGGCUACAACAAGACCGCCGAUGGGAAAUGGGUCUGUGCCACUGGUUACAAUGGCACGGCACGGAAUAGAUGCGAGCUGGGGGACACCUGGACGUCAGAUUGCUCUGCUGCUGCAGCACUGACAGGCUGUUUGCAGGUGGUCCCAUGCUUGGCGCCCACAUUGACUGGUUUGGACGGAUGCACGUAUGAUGUCUCGGCCUGCACGUCGGUGAAUCCUGGCGAACAGUGCGAGGUUCAUUGCAAGAGUCCAUUCACUGGCGCCAAGACGGAGGCUUAUUGCCCAGAUGGCAACACAGAUCCGAACGGAUUGGUUUGGACUCGUCCACCAUGCGGUUUAGACUCUUGCGAUGAGCCCGGCCAAGUGCCUGCGGGCUACCAACGUUUUGGGACAACAGGCUGGGAAUGUGCACAGAGCUAUACCGGCUUUGCUGAAAAGGUCUGUGAAACCACUGAGAGCUGCGAGAUACGAGCGGUGCUCCAGGGCUGUUUGCAGUUGGUGCCUUGCGAGGCACAAGACACCGACUGUCGUUACGAUUUCAGUGAUUGCAUGAGCGUGCAGCCCAACAGUCAGUGCACAGUGACUUGCAAGGCGCAGAACGGCUUUGCAGGGAGUUCAACUACUGGCACCUGUCUUCAAGGCAACACAGACGUGAAUGGCUUGGUCUACACCAACCCAGUUUGCGUGAUAAACAGCUGCUCAGAUCCAGCAAACGGCAAUGGCUAUGUCAAAGUGGAAGACCAUUGGGAGUGCGCAGACGGAUACUCCGGCAGAGUCAACAAAACAUGCAUGUGGAUGGAGGACGAAUGUGUAGCUGAGCCCUUGCUUUCUGGUUGUGUCAUGGAACAGCCUUGCCGGCUUCCAGAUCUUGGACCUGUCCCAUGCAUGUACGACGUCUCCGAUUGCACUGCAGUGCCACCUGGCCAAGUUUGCAGCGUUCGCUGCCAGUCUCCCUACCUGGGACCAACAAGCGACUUCGCUUGCCCCGUAGCCAACACGGACCCGAACCGGACUUUGCUGGGUGUCCUGCCGGUCUGCGGUUGUGGCGAGCCGACUCCGCUACCUCCUGGUUACAACUUGACACAGGAUCCCUUUGACGACAACAAGAUCACAUACUCCUGCGCAGAGGGCUAUGGAGGCUUUGCACGGAAGCUCUGCCAACCUGGUCCAGACUGCACAGUCGACCCUUUGAUGACAGGUUGUGCAAUCCCUUUGUCCUGCGAGGCAAUCUUCGUUGAUGACAGCUCUGGGAACGGCCUAGCUCGUGGAGCAAUUCACUUGGGCCCAGCACUAGUAGGGGCUUCUGUGAAUGAGUCGGAUGUGCUCUACUACGAAGUCUUCUGGGCAGACAGUUGCGAGGAUAGGAUGGGGUCUACGGCCCUGGGUCAAGCACAAGCUGGUAUGGGAGAUGCUUGUUGUAGGAGCGACGUGUACUCCGUGCCCAUCGACAGCAGACCGCCAGAAGGUGCCACUGGCUGGGUAGUCUACUCAGCAUUGCGUGGUGGAAGAGCACCUGUGGGUGUCUUCGUGCCCUUGAAUCAGACAAUGCUGAAUGCCAUCGUCAUUGGUAACAAUGCUCAUUUUUCACAGACAGUUUGGAUCGUGUUUUGGCUGGCAGUUGCAAUCAUCGGCUUCUGACUCCGAUGCACGCCUCCUGCAGCAAUUGCGAUUUGCUGCAGCAAAUUGACGGACUAUCCUGAAGGGAUUGGUUCACCAGGACAGAAGUGUGAAGAUAGGAAGGACCUUCCGACUCUGUCCUGAAGAGAUCGACUUUGUAGCAGCCUCUGCGAUCCAUGAACUCAG
This is a messenger RNA of Cladocopium goreaui, 2585 nucleotides long. Lineage: Eukaryota; Dinophyceae; Suessiales; Symbiodiniaceae. The record is from the annotation of a GenBank genome assembly.